Molecule: messenger RNA, 665 nt
Organism: Rhincodon typus (whale shark)
Lineage: Eukaryota; Metazoa; Chordata; Chondrichthyes; Orectolobiformes; Rhincodontidae
Product: very low-density lipoprotein receptor-like
Exons: 5
Coding region: 48-665 (205 amino acids)
Source: RefSeq, a predicted model, not a curated record
UAUACUGGGCCGACAUAGGAGAACCAGCAAAAAUUGAAAAGGCAGGGAUGAAUGGAGUUGGCAGAAGGAUACUAGUCAACAUUGGAAUUGAGAAGCCUACUGGGAUUGCAUUGGACUAUAUAAAGAAACGUGUUUACUGGGUGGACUCUAAUCUCCAUGAAAUUUUCUACACUGAUCUGAAUGGACUUUAUCACAGAAGUGUCUUUCACUCUCCGAAGUACUUGGCUAAUCCAUUUGGGCUGGCAGUCUUUGAGGAUCGUGCCUAUUGGUCAGAUGUGGAUGGCAAGGCUGUGUACAGCAUUAACCGGUUUAGAGGAGCGAAUGUGACAGUUCUGGCACUAAAUCUCACCGACCCACGAGGCCUUGUCAUGUUUCACAGGCUGAUGCAGCCAAUUGUGCGGAACUGGUGUGUUGAAGAACAUGCUGCUUGUGAGUACCUGUGUGUGCCUGCUCCUUACACUGAGCAACAGUACACAUGCUUGUGCCCAGAUGGUGUGAUACCCAUCGGGUCUGGACAUACAUGUGAAAAAGAAACAGACUCCGGCGCUUCCUCGCGGGAGCGGGACGACUCCGGCGCUUCCUCGCGGGAUGACCUGAACCAGCUUGAUGCUGUAUCUGUUGGAAUUAUCGCUCUGAUUGGCAAGUUUCUUUUUGUUGCACAUUAA